CACAGAGAUAAGCUAUGAAUGGGAGAGGACGGCAGGCUGAGGCAGACACAGGGACACACUCUCUGCUGUAGCGUUACACAUUACUCCAGCUGCAGUCAUAGCCAUGCAGGAGCAGACGAGGAGAGGAGGGAGGAUGGAGGAGGAGGGAGGCAGGCCGGCAGGGCGGGGCUGCUGAGUGACAGAGAGGGAGGAAGCUGCUCAACAGACGAACAAGAUAAAACACAGAGGAGGAGGAGGAGGAGGAAGAGAGAGAGUAUAUCCACAAGACGUGAGUGCCGGCAGCAGAGGAGGGUGGGGGCUUCCAGACUGGAUGGGCCCAGCGAUGCCUUGAUGGAGUAUGGGCCAGGUUUUAGGAUUCUCCCACUGCCAGGAAUAUGGCUCUGUGGCGUCCACUCCAGACUCAACGCCUCCAUGCACCGAUGGCGGAAACGAGGAGUCGGAGAUGUACGAGCUGCAGACGGCCAGGGAGUGGUCUGAUGAUGACAUGGGGGGCGAUGGAGAUCCAGAUGAUGACGAGGGUCUGGCUUCAUCCCCGUCCAUCUGGGGGACUCCCCGCCAGAACUCCUACGAGCUGACUUUCUCCUACAUCGCCAUCGCCGAGCCCGAAUCGGUGGGAGCCUCCCGACACCUCCGGGACCGACGCAGGGCCGGCUCUCGGGGGAGUCGCACCCCUUUGAUCCGCACGGACACCCUGGAAACACUGCUGGACCCCCCAGAUGUAGAGUGGGACCCUCAGGCCUUCCUCAGUCAAGAGGAGGAAGAGGAGGAGAGGAGAGAGCUGGAGAGGGCGGAGGCGGGAGCCGUGAGGAGGGAGCAGCACGGACAAAAUGAGACUAUUACAAACCAACCGGCUGCCCAAAGUCCAGAUCCAGAAAUCCAAAGUGAGGAGUCUCCGAGCAGUCUGACCCAGAUUACCCAGCAUUCCUCUGCAUCCCCGUCUUCCCAGCAUCAGAGCCCCUCACAGGUCCUUCAGGCAGCAGCAGCCUCACCGACCCCCGAGCCAGAGUCCCCCGUACACAGGGAAACCAUUUCAGUCAAGCUGCUCACAUCUGUGCGAGCCAGAGGCCCGGCGUCCUCGUCGCCAGCCGCCAUUGGUCGAAACUCUCAGGGACAGCUGGUCAGUGAUCACUGGUUUUCAGCACUCAACCUAUCAGAGGACCCGACAGUAUGCACCCACAUAGCAGUGAUGGACCUGAUCUUCUGGAAGGACACGGAGCGAACGGGCAUGAUCCUAACGGGUUUAGUGGUCGGCCUGCUGGCCCUGUUCCAGCUCAGCAUCAUCACCGUGGUCUCCACCGUCUCCCUGGCCGUCAUGUGCUUCACCAUCUCAGUGCGCAUCUACUACCAAGUCCUCUACAUCCUCAGCUGGGGCGACGGACAACAUCCCUUCAAGUCAUACUUGGACAUGGACAUCAGUUUCAGUGGCGAGGAGGCUGACCUCUAUAUGCAGAAAGCCAUUGUCAUGGCUGUGUCUGCUGUUGAAUCUUUGAAGGGACUCUUUUUUGUUAAAAACCUCUUGGAGUCCAUCAAGUUGCUGGUUCUGAUGUACCUCGUGACGUACCUGGGAGACCUGUGCAACGGCCUUACUCUGCUCAUCAUCAGUGUGAUCGCUGUCUUUUCUCUGCCACUUUUCUACAGACAACGCCAAGAGCAGGUGGACAGCGUCAUUGCAAAAAUCCAGGCCAACAUUGACAACGUCUUGGACAUCUUUCAAAGACUUGCCCAGGGUGGUGGCCCCGCUCCUGACCCGACUCCUGGUGGCGCCAAACCCAACGCCCAGUAAACACUGAUGGACAAGAACUUAAAGAGGAGCUCCUAGAGUUACAGGCUGUCACUCAGAUGUCUUACCCAGCAGUCUGUGCUCAGAGCUCCAGGGGGCGGAGCUCCGGAGACCUGGCAGGGGAAGGGAGGCGACUUUAACGGACAAUGAUGAGGAUCAUGCAUGGUACUUUAUACUCUGACUGUAUCUACGUUAUGGGGGUUGGAGGUUUGGGUUUUGGGUUUAAAAAACUUAAUCAAAGUGAAAUCAAGGUGUGUGAAUCCUGGAUGAGACUCUCGCUGCUGACGUCAGAGAUGGAAAGAUUCAACCACACAGCUAUGUGACCGUCCUUGGAAAUAUUCACAGUUUUUAAUAUGUACAAAUGACUCAAGAAGUGUCUUAGAUGGCAGAGAGCUGUAGUCCAAAUGAGGUACUAAGACCAGGAAUGCAACGUUCCCACACAAACAGCUACUCACCUAAAGGGAAGUCAGUACUUAAGGUAAAAAACAGGGGUUAUCAUCAUUCAUGGCAGCAUUAAACUGGCAAUUAAAGAUGCAUGUGUCAGCACAUGCACUUUUUUUCUGAAUGCAUAUUCAUUCACAUGACUGUUUCUCUGUGUGUGUGUGUGUAAGUAUGAAUGUGUGUGUGUGCGCGUGUGUGUGUGUGUGCAUGUAAUUUCUGCCAUGCAGCUUGCUGAAAUGAAAAUGUUACCUACAUUAAAAUCACGUUUCUUCUUUAUUUUCCCAAACUUUGUUUCUUUUUACCCACACAGGCAUUCACUUUCAUUCACACCAUCAUUCACAUGACAUUUGAGAUUUUUUUUUAAAUUUUGGGUAACGCUUUAUAUUAAGGUCCUUGUAAUAACCAUUAAUUAACAAGUAAUAAGGCCCUUGUAAGUCCUUACUAGAUGCUUAUUAACAUUAUUGUGUGUUUAUAAGCCUAUAUAAGUGUUAAUAAUGGCAUUAUAAUAUAGCUAAUAGCAGGCUAUAAGAGAUGUAUAAUAACAUUAAUAAAAGCCUCAUGAGUGUCUUAUAAUUCUUCAUAAUAGAAUUACAAACACCCAUAACCCACCCAUUAUGUCGUUGCAAUGCCUUUAUUAAUCUUAUUUUGUUUGCUUAUUGAUAUUAAAAUAUACUUUAUUGCUCAUCUAUUAUAAGUUAACUAUAAGUUAACUAUGCUUUUUGCAACUACCGGAUCUAAAGCGAGAACAAUGCCUUAUUACUUCUUAAUUAAUGGUUAUUAAGGACCUUAAUAUAAAGCGUUACCAAAUUUUGUUUUGUUUUUGUCAUGUUAUUUUGUUGCUUAUACUUCUCUGAAAUUGUAUCAUAAUAUUCAGAGCGAGGGACUGAUUCUUCAACGAUGUAUCAUAAAUGGAAGAGAAUCAUUUGACAGGAAGUUCCCCGUUGAAAGACGAGAUGGUUUGAUGAUACAAGAAGCGCUGAGAUUUCAGAUUGAUAUCCUCUCUGAGCUCUUAAUGUGAUUAUUUCCAGCGUUGUGGAGGAAUGUGGGAGUGAAAUACAGCAGGUGCCUUUCUAACUGCAGGUUAAAGUUGCAUGAUCUGAUUCACAGCUUUCAGCCACUUCUCCUCCCAUUACAAACCACCACUCAUCACCUGACCAUUGCCUUCCUCAGAACGGUGUUUUGUAUGUGUACAAUACUUGUGUGAUGUGCACCAUGACAAGGUAUCUUAUACAGAAUUGUAAGUAGAUCCAUUUUAGGAAUAAUAAAAAUUAUUCAGGAUACUCUGCAGCUCCACAUUUCCCU
This is a messenger RNA of Centropristis striata (black sea bass), 3523 nucleotides long. It is a transcript of the gene rtn2a, whose product is annotated as reticulon 2a. Lineage: Eukaryota; Metazoa; Chordata; Actinopteri; Perciformes; Serranidae. The record is from RefSeq and is a predicted model, not a curated record. The transcript is spliced from 10 exons. Bases 338 to 1783 code for a protein of 481 amino acids.